Pongo pygmaeus (Bornean orangutan) is the source of this 996-nucleotide messenger RNA. Its product is annotated as cytochrome P450 2F1-like. Lineage: Eukaryota; Metazoa; Chordata; Mammalia; Primates; Hominidae. The record is from RefSeq and is a predicted model, not a curated record. The transcript is spliced from 7 exons. Gene Ontology annotation, cellular component: intracellular membrane-bounded organelle; cytoplasm. Gene Ontology annotation, molecular function: iron ion binding; oxidoreductase activity, acting on paired donors, with incorporation or reduction of molecular oxygen, reduced flavin or flavoprotein as one donor, and incorporation of one atom of oxygen; arachidonate epoxygenase activity. Gene Ontology annotation, biological process: xenobiotic metabolic process; epoxygenase P450 pathway.
AUGGGCGAGCCCUUUGACCCUACGUUUGUACUGAGUCGCUCAGGGUCCAACAUUAUCUGUUUCGUACUCUUCGGCAGCCACUUCGACUACGAUGAUGAGCGUCUGCUCACCAUUAUCCGCCUUAUCAAUAAUAACUUUCAAAUCAUGAGCAGACCCUGGGGCGAGUUGUACAACAUCUUCCCAAGCCUCCUGGACUAGGUGCCUGGGCCACACCAACGCAUCUUCCAGAACUUCAAGUGCCUGAGAGACCUCAUCGCCCACAGCGUCCAAGACCACCAGGCCUCGCUAGACCCCAGAUCUCCCCGGGACUUCAUCGACUGCUUCCUCACCAAGAUAGCAGAGGAGAAGGAGGACCUGCUGAGCCACUUCCACAUGGAUACCCUGCUGAUGACCACACAUAACCUGCUCUUUGGCGGCACCGAGACGGUGGUCAGCACGCUGCACCACACCUUCCUGGCACUCAUGAAGUACCCGAAAGUUCAAGCCCGUGUGCAGGAGGAGAUCAACCUCAUUGUGGGACACAUGCAGCUGCCAGUGCUGAAGGACCGCGCAGCCAUGCCUUACACAGACAUGGUGAUCCACGAGGUGCAGCGCUUUGCAGACAUCAUCCCCAUGAACUUGCCACACCAUGUCACUAGGGACACGGCCUUUCGCGGCUUCCUGAUACCCAAGGGCACCGAUAUCAUCACCCUCCUUAACACCGUCCACUACGACCCCAGCCAGUUCCUGACGCCCCAGGAGUUCAAACCCGAGCAUUUUUUGGAUGCCAAUCAGUCCUUCAAGAAGAGCCCAGCCUUCAUCCCCUUCUCAGCUGGGCGCUGUCUGUGCCUGGGCGAGUCACUGGUGCGCAUGGAGCACUUUCCGUACCUCACCGCCAUCCUGCAGAGCUUCUCACUGCAGCCGCUGGGUGCGCCCGAGGACAUCAACCUGACCCCGCUCAGCUCAGGUCUUGGCAAUUUGCCGCGGCCUUUCCAGCUGUACCUGAGCCCGCGCUAA